GUAGGUGUGGGGUGGAGGCUGUAUAGGCACGGCGGAGAGUUUACGUCGCAGAACACCGGAGAAGCUCUCACUGUGGUGGAGACACGACGAGGGAGGACCUGGAUGGUGUCCACUAACUGCCUUUGAGCGCCGAGGACUCGUCCUGCCCUCCACGAACUUGUGUGAGGACAUCUUGCGGGAGGAUGGUAGCGCGUAUCAGGGCAGCCCAGCAGAGACCGACGCUCCUGUGGCUCGUUGUAGUGACUCAGUGUAUGUCAGCACUUGGUUGUGGACCCCAUUAUGAAUACGCCAUAGAGGAGUUCUGUCUGGCCAAAUUCGGACUGGACAUGCAAGAGCUGGAUCAGAAAAACUGGUGCAGCUGGGAGGACACCGUCGAACUCUAUGGGGAGCUGACAAACUGCACAUACCUGGUGGCGCUAAAGAUGGACUGCUUCUGGCCCAACCAGCUGGUGGAUGAGUUCUUCAUCGGCGUCCACAACCAUUACUUCUACAACUGCUCGCUGUCAGGGCGGCUGCUGAGGGACCCCCCCAACCGCAUCCUGGGUCCUUUCAUCGCCAUGCCCAUCCUGGUCACCCUGCUCAUGACCGCCCUGGUGGUGUGGCGGAGCAAGCGCAGUGAAGGCAUUGUGUAGUCGAGAAAAGGAAGGCGGGAUUUUAUGGACCUGCUGGAGGACUUAACAUUAUUCCACCCUCCGUGGUGCUCGAGCAUCACUUUGAUGAUCUCAACUCCAGAUCUUUUCUUUGAAAAUGCCUCUGAACUGACCUCCUUUCCUGGACUUUGUUGCUGUGAAUGAUGGAUGUGGUUAUAGUGACAACAAAAAAUAUACAAAACAAUUCAAAUAAAAACUAUGUAAAUGAAAUUAAACCAUCUGUAGUGUAAAGAGUAACGCUGAAAAAUGACAGAAAUCGUAAAUCUGUAAAAUGACAUAGUUGAUAUGGAAACUAGGGCCAUUACAGCUCAUUUGAUGUAUAUCUACACAUCUUGUAUUGUACAUACUUAAAUCAGGCAAUGUUAGUAACGAAGCAAAACUAAGUUAUAAUAGUCUGUCCCUAUUUCAGUUGUUUUGUGUUCUGCAGCCUUCAGUUUGCAAUAGAUUAUGUUGUCCUACAGAUUUCAUGUUCCUUAAAGGGGUCCUAUUAUGAUUUUUUUUCUACAUUGAAAACACUUCCUUGUGGUCUACAUAACAUGUAUGGAUCUUUGGUCAAAAUGUUGCAUGGAUUAUGUUACAUAGACCGCCUUCAAGCCGCUUUCUGACCGUCUUUUCAGAACGCGCCGUUUGGUGGGCGGUCUUUUUUACGUGCCUGCGUCUUCUCCCCGUCAGCCAUGUUGUCGUUUUUAGCGCUUCUAUAUGGACUUUUUCAAAUGUUCUUGUAAUCAGACCAUAGUUUCAGUAUAUUAGAUGGAAUCUUUACCUGACAUGUUUCGACUAUCAUCUGCAGUCUUCAUCAAAAGGGUCACCUGACCACUGUGACGUGUUCAGCUGUUUUAUAGACAUGGCCAACCAGGCAGUCCUGUCAAGUCUACCUGAUUGGCUGAUUGGCUUGAUGGUUAAUGGAGGAGGGAGUCCCAGGUAUGCGAGAGCAUGAAUGCUCCCUCAUUCCGAUUGAUGGUUUCCUUGGGCCGCUUCCUUAGUUCGAUCGCCUCCUUAAAGACCUACUGAAAUGAAAUGUUUUUAUUUAAACGGGGAUAGCAGAUCCAUUCUAUGUGUCAUACUUGAUCCUUUCGCGAUAUUGCCAUAUUUUUGCUGAAAGGAUUUAGUAUAGAACGACGACGAUAAAGUUCGUAACUUUUGGUCUCUGAUAAAAAAAAGCCUUGCCCCGACCGGAAGUAGCGUGACGUAGUCAGUUGUUCGCUUCCUCAUAUUUUCCUAUUGUUUUCAACGCAGCUAGAGCGAUUCGGACCGAGAAAGCGACGAUUACCCCAUUAAUUUGAGCGAGGAUGAAAGAUUCGUGGAUGAGGAACGUUAGAGUGACGGACUAGAAUGCAGUGCAAAACAUAUCUUUUUUCGCUCUGACCGUAACUUAGGUACAAGCUGGCUCAUUGGAUUCCACACUCUCUCCUUUUUCUAUUGUGGAUCACGGAUUUGUAUUUUAAACCACCUCGGAUACUAUACCCUCUUGAAAAUGAGAGUCGAGAACGCGAAAUGGACAUUCACAGUGACUUUUAUCUCCACGACAAUACAUCGACGAAGCUCUUUGGCUACUGAGCUAACGUGAUAGCAUCUGGCUCAAAUGCAGAUAGAAACUAAAUAAAUAAAUCCCUGACAGAAGAUCAACAAUACUAAUAAACCAUGUACAUGUAACUACACGGUUAAUAAUUUUCUGUCUGGCAAAGCUUAACAAUGCUGUUGCUAACGACGCUGAAGCUAACUUAGCAACUUAGCAACCGGACCUCACAGAGCUAUGAUAAAACAUUAGCGCUCCACCUACGCCAGCCAGCCCUCAUCUGCUCAUCAACACCCGUGCUCACCUGCGUUCCAGCGAUCGACGGCGCGACGAAGGACUUCACCCGAUCACAGAUGCGGUUGGCGGCUAGCGUUGGCUAGCGCGUCUGCUAUCCAAGUAAAUCCUCCUUGUUGUGUUGCUACAGCCAGCCGCUAAUACACCGAUCCCACCUACAACUUUCUUCUUUGCAGUCUCCAUUGUUCAUUAAACAAAUUGCAAAAGAUUCACCAACACAGAUGUCCAGAAUACUGUGGAAUUUUGAGAUGAAAACAGAGCUUUUUGUAUUGGCUCAAUGGGCUACCGAUACUCCUGUUUCACUGGCUACG
Entelurus aequoreus (snake pipefish) is the source of this 2771-nucleotide messenger RNA. RefSeq names its product receptor activity-modifying protein 1-like. NCBI's taxonomy places the organism in Eukaryota, Metazoa, Chordata, Actinopteri, Syngnathiformes, Syngnathidae. The coding region runs from base 183 to 632 and encodes 149 amino acids. Gene Ontology annotation, molecular function: coreceptor activity. The transcript is spliced from 3 exons. Gene Ontology annotation, cellular component: cell surface; membrane; signaling receptor complex. Gene Ontology annotation, biological process: protein localization to plasma membrane; G protein-coupled receptor signaling pathway; cellular response to hormone stimulus. The record is from RefSeq and is a predicted model, not a curated record.